Molecule: messenger RNA, 4950 nt
Organism: Pantherophis guttatus
Lineage: Eukaryota; Metazoa; Chordata; Lepidosauria; Squamata; Colubridae
Source: RefSeq, a predicted model, not a curated record
UCCUCCUCCGCCGCCGCCGCCACCAGCAUGUGCAGCCCGGUGGAGCGGCGCCUGGGCGGCCUGCGGGCUCUGCUGGGGGGCGAGGGGGCGGCGGCGGCGGGGCUGGAGGGGCUGCUCGACCUCCUCAUCUGCGUCCACCAGGAAUGCAGCGCUGCCCCCCUGCGCCGGGAGCGGCCCGUGCAGCAGUUCCUGGAGUGGGCCUCCCCGUUGGUUUCCCGGGUAAAACAGCUGAGUUUGCGUCGUGACGACUUCGAGAUCCUGAAGGUGAUCGGGAGAGGAGCCUUUGGGGAGGUGGCCGUCGUGCGAAUGAAGCAGACGGAGAAAAUCUACGCCAUGAAGAUCCUGCACAAGUGGGAAAUGCUGAAGAGAACCGAGACGGCUUGUUUUCGAGAGGAACGGGACGUCCUCGUGCAUGGGGAUCAGCAGUGGAUUACCACGUUGCAUUACGCCUUCCAGGACGAGCACUACCUGUACCUGGUGAUGGAUUAUUACGCCGGAGGAGACCUACUCACCCUGCUGAGCAAGUUUGAGGAUCGGCUGCCGGAAGACUUGGCCUGCUUCUACCUGGCCGAGAUGGUCCUGGCCAUCCAUUCCCUCCAUCAGCUCCAGUAUGUGCACAGGGACAUCAAGCCGGACAAUAUUCUGAUUGACACCAGUGGGCACAUCCGCCUGGCGGACUUUGGGUCCUGCCUUCGCCUGGCUCCGGACGGCACGGUGGAGUCCUCGGUGGCGGUGGGCACCCCCGAUUAUAUCUCCCCAGAGAUUCUGCAAGCCAUGGAGGACCGAAAGGGCAAAUACGGCCCCGAGUGUGACUGGUGGUCUCUGGGGGUCUGCAUGUACGAGCUGCUUUUCGGGGAAACCCCUUUCUACGCCGAAUCCCUGGUGGAGACGUACGGCAAGAUCAUGAACCACGAGGACCACCUGCAGUUCCCCACGGAUAUCACCGACGUCUCGGAGAGCGCCAAGGACCUGAUCCGCGAACUCUUGUGCCGCCAAGAAGUCCGUCUGGGCCAGAAGGGCAUCGAGGACUUCACGCGCCACCCCUUCUUCGAGGGCAUCGCCUGGGAGGACCUCCGCAAGAGUCCUCCCCCCUUGGUCCCCGAGGUGGCCAGUCCGGCCGACACCUCCAACUUCGAUGUCGACGACGACACCCUCAAAGAAGCGGAGACGCUCCCGCCGAUCUCCCACGCCUCAUUCUCGGCCCACCACCUCCCCUUCGUCGGAUUCACCUACACCUCCGGGAUACCCUUCCCCGAGAGACCUCCGGUGUCCCCCCCUACCAGCUCCAGCAUCAGCCGGCUCGAGAAAAGGAUCCGUCAGCUGGAACGGGAGAAACUGGAAUUGAGUCGGAAACUGCAAGAUUCUCUGGCGAGAUCCCCUUCCAAGACCUCGGCCAAGGACGCGGAGAUCCGAAGUCUCCAAAAUGAGGUGGCUACUUUGAAGAGGCAAUUGACAGAAAAUCAGCUGGAGAAUGACAAGAUGCAGAAACAGUAUCACAAUCGCAUGGCACUGGGUCAGGUGAAGGCGUUGGAGGACCGGGUGAUGUUUCUGGAGCAGGAGAACAAGGAUGCGCUCCAGGGUCAGACUGAGUUGCAGGAGCAGCUACAGGCUCAGGCUUGGGAGCUGCAAGAGGAGCAGGAGCGCCAUCAGGAGACGGCAGAAGAACUGCAGAGUGCCGAGGCCAAGUGUGGGGAGCUGCAGGCCCAGUUGCUGCGGCACUCACGCCUGCUGCGGGAACGACUGGAGGAGACGGAAGCUGCUGCUCGACGGGUGGAAGGGCUACGCAAGGAGCUGGCCCGUACUGAGAGUGGACGCAAGGAGCUGGAGCUCCGGAUCGAAAACCUGGUGGGUGAGGUGACCAAGCAGCGAAAGGGACGGGAGAGAGCGGAGCAGCAAAUGCGGAAAUUGAAAGACGAGCUGGAGGAGUUGCGGGCAAAGCCAAGCACGGCCAUCUUCAAGCGGUCCAGUUCCAGGAGACGUCCGGAGCCGUGCGGAGCGUGGAAGGAGGAGCUGCAAGCCAAGGGACGGCAGGUUGAGGCUCUGACGGAGGAGGUGGCCCAACUGCAGGAGCAGCUGGAGAAAACCAGGAGGCAGCGGUGCGAAAAUAUGGAGCCGAACAGAGGAGGCCAAGCGGCCAUGAGCAACAGCUGCAGCCCCCGGCCUUCUGGUGACCAGGUGGAUUCUCGGGGUAACGAGUCCUUGCACCCAGGACCAGGGAGCUGCACGUCCGAAUUCCACAAAGCUGCCUUCACCAACUGGGAGGUUCAGAUCGCCGACAUUUUGAAGUGGGUGAGCGAUGAGAAAGAGUCCAGGGGGUACCUGCAGGCCAUGGCGACUCGCAUGGUGGACGAGAUGGAAGCCCUGAAGCAGGCAGGGGCACAGAGCCCCGUGCCUAAGACCCCGGCGACACCCCACGAGGCCAACUCCAUCAUUUUUCCCACCACCCCAAAAGCCCCUUCGUGGGCCAAGCGUGGCCAGUGCCCGGACGCGCUCUGGAAAGCCCGGCGGCUGCAGAAGGUGGAGGCCUCGGCCAAGCUGGAGCUCCAGUCGGCCUUGGAGGCCGAGAUCUGGGCCAAGCAAAGUGUCCAGACGGAGCUGGAGAGGCUGAAGGUGGCCCACCUGGGGCUGGAACGACAGUUGCAGGAAGCGGAGCAGCAGAACCGGACUUUGCGCCAGGACCUGGAGAAGACCAAAGGGGAGCUGAAGGCCCGCUCUCUGGAAGGUAUCAAGUCCCAAACCCCACUGAUUUCUUUCUUCUUCCGAAGCACCAGCAAGGACGCCAUCGCUUUUGGGAACAGCCCCGACUCUCAGGAGGCGCGGAGAUCGUCCGAGGAGGUUCAGCUGCACCCUGAAGGCAGGAGAAGCCUCCGGUCCAAUGCUGGAGCCCCCCUUGCCGAGAGUGGCUAUUCUGCACCCCUCAAGCCCAAAACCCACAGCUUCAAAACCCACAGCUUCUCGGCCCCCACCAAGUGCAUGCGCUGUACCUCGCUGAUGGUUGGACUGGUUCGGCAAGGCCUGGCUUGUGAGGCCUGCAACUUUGUCUGCCACGUUUCCUGUGCUGCUGGAGCCUCCAUCUGCCCCAUGCCUCCGGAUCAGUUCAGAAAAACCCUGGGGGUGAAUCCGGUAAACGGAACCGGCACCGCCUUUGAGGGGUAUUUGUCGGUGCCCAAGCCCUCUGGGGUAAGGAAAGGUUGGCAGAAGGCCUUCGUGGUCAUCAGCGACUUCAAGAUUUUCCUCUUCGAUGCCUCAGAAGGGAAGAUCUCUCAAGGUGUCAUGCAUGUCACAGAUAUGCGGGAUGAGCAGUUUUCCGUGGCUCCUGUCCUGGCCUCCGAUGUCAUCCACGCCAGCAAUAAAGACGUGCCUUGUAUCUUUCGGGUGACGUCCACUCAACUCUCCUGCCCUCCCACCACCAGCUCCAUGCUCUUCCUGGCCGACAGCGAGGCGGAGAUGCGGAGGUGGACACAGGUGCUGAGCGAGCUGCAGCAGCUGCUGCGACAGAACCGGCACUCCGACCGGGCAGUCUACGUGCUGAAGGAGGCCUACGACAACGGGCUGCCCUUCAUCCCGCACACCCUCUCGGCCGCAAUCAUAGACCGGGAACGGCUCACCCUGGGUACGGAUUACGGACUUUUCCUCGUUAAUCUCAGGACAAAUGAUGUGCUGCGGGUGGGCGACUGCCGGCGGGUGCAACUGCUGCUGGUUUCCCCUGAAGUUCAGCUGCUCUCCGUGCUCUGCGGCAAGAACCACGGACUCCGCAUCUUCUCGUGGGCGGAGCUGGAGACUCCCGAAGCGCCAGGAACCAAGGUGGUGGAGGCCAAAGGCUGCCAGGCGGUGGCCGUGGGGCUGAUCUGCCGUGGCACGACCCCCGUGCUCUGCGUGGCCUGCAAACGCCAGGUCCUGUGCUUCCAGCUGACCGCCACGCACCCGCCCCACCGUCGUAUCAAGGAGAUCCAAGCGCCGGGAUACGUCCAGUGCCUGGAUGUUUUGGGGGACCGGCUCUGCGUGGGCUAUCCGUCCGGCUUCUCCCUCUACCCUCUGCUCAACGAAGGGUCCCCGGUCAGUCUGCCCCACGCGGACAAUGUCCGGGCAACCACCGUGGCCCAGAUGGAAGCGUUAAAAGCCGUGGAGGUCAGCCUGAGCGAAUUCAUCUUGUGCUUCAGCAGUUUUGGACUCUACGUGGACAUGCACGGCCACCGCAGCCGUGCCCAGGAGCUGAUGUGGCCGGCCGCUCCUCUCAGCUGCUGCUACAAUGCUCCUUAUUUGUCAGUAUUCAGCGAAAACAGCCUAGAUAUCUUUGAUGUCCGAAGGGCCGAGUGGAUUCAGACCAUCUGUUUGAAAAAGGUGCGUGCACUGAAUCCCGAAGGCUCGUUGUGCACCUUUGGCAGCGAAAAAGUCCGGCUGACCUACCUCAGGAACAAAGGCGCAGACCAGGAUGAGUUCGAAAUCCCCCAGACCACUGAUAACAGCCGGCGGUACCUCAUGAGGACUAGACACAAGCGGUGCUUCUCUUUCCGGAUCUCCGAGGAGGAGCGGCAACAUCAGAGGAGAGAGAUGAUGCAUAACCCCAGUCUCCGCGCCAGGCUCAUCUCUUCCCCGAGUAACUUCAAUCACCUGGUCCACGUCGGACCGAGCGAAAAGCAGCAUCAACUACAGGAUCUACACUUGGCGCAGGAAGAGAAGAGGCGGGAGGCCGAUGUCCGAAUGCGCUGCAGUAGCCUCUCCGAGAUGCGGCGGCCAUCGCCUGAGGGCCACAACGGGACCCCUUUGGGGUCUGUUUCCUCACGUCUCGGAUUCCAGUCUUCCGUCCAGCCCAAGGAGCACCAGCACCACAUGACAGGAGGGCCCCGGGGGUGCCGGUGCCCAGCCUCACCACAUGCGAAACAAGUACGCCGGUGCCAGUUUGCAACAGAACAUCCAGCUCGUUUGAUGCGCCUGCUUGUUGCUAUCUAG